CUAUAAUCCUAAAAUAAAUCCGUUAAUCAAUCAGCAGGCCAAUAAUCAAAUUAAACAAAAAAAUGUGCACGUUAGAGAAGCGGGGGAACAUCUACAUCCUAACCCUAACCGGCACCGACGACCACCGCCUAAACCCUAACCUCCUCGACGCUCUCAAUUCAUCUCUCCGCCAUCUCCACACCGUCCCAACCUCCCCUUCCUCCGUUCUAAUCACCACCGCACACGGCAAAUUCUUCUCCAAUGGCUACGAUCUCGCAUGGGCCACACAACAAUCCUCUCCAUCACCGGCCACCGCACUGCCCCGCUUUCAACUCAUGUCAUCCAAAUUCCGAUCCGUCAUCUCCAACCUAAUCUCCCUUCCCAUGCCGACAAUCGCGGCAGUGACCGGACACGCGUCAGCCGCUGGUUUCAUCUUCGCGUUGACUCAUGAUUUUGUGCUGAUGAGAAGAGAUCGAGGCUUUUUAUACAUGAGUGAGGUUGAUAUAGGGUUAGUAAUAUCGGAGUGGUUUGAUUCAAUUUUGAAGUGUAAGAUUGGGGAUUUCAGUGUGAGGAGAGAGGUGGUUUUGAUGGCGGCGAAAUUGACGGCGGAGAUGGCUGUGGAGAGGCGGAUUGUUUACUCGGCGCAUGAUAGUGCGGAGAAGACGGUGGAGGCAGCGGUGGUUUUGGCGGAGGAGUUGGUUAGUAGAGGAUGGGAUGGCCACGUGUACGGUAAGAAUAGAUUGGUCGUUUUGAAUGAGGUGAUGGAUAAAAUUGGGUUUGAUGAAACUGUGGAAGGGCAAAAUGGGGAUAAUACUAAUAAGUUGUCUAAGUUGUGAGCAUAUGAUUAUUGGAUAUAUCUUUUUUAAUUCGCUGUACAUUUUAUUUACAGAUAUAAUAGAUAUGUUUUAA
Messenger RNA from Mercurialis annua (annual mercury), 888 nucleotides. RefSeq names its product enoyl-CoA delta isomerase 1, peroxisomal-like. NCBI's taxonomy places the organism in Eukaryota, Viridiplantae, Streptophyta, Magnoliopsida, Malpighiales, Euphorbiaceae. The transcript has a single exon. The coding region runs from base 63 to 815 and encodes 250 amino acids. Gene Ontology annotation, biological process: fatty acid beta-oxidation. The record is from RefSeq and is a predicted model, not a curated record. Gene Ontology annotation, cellular component: peroxisome. Gene Ontology annotation, molecular function: enoyl-CoA hydratase activity; delta(3)-delta(2)-enoyl-CoA isomerase activity.